Messenger RNA from Cyprinus carpio (common carp), 4739 nucleotides. RefSeq names its product epsin-2-like. Lineage: Eukaryota; Metazoa; Chordata; Actinopteri; Cypriniformes; Cyprinidae. Gene Ontology annotation, cellular component: endosome; clathrin vesicle coat; plasma membrane. Gene Ontology annotation, biological process: endocytosis. The record is from RefSeq and is a predicted model, not a curated record. Gene Ontology annotation, molecular function: phospholipid binding; clathrin binding.
AGAGAACACUAAUCUCACGAUGACGGAAAAUGUGCUCUUAUUUACGUAGAGUAGUUCUUAUUGCGUGUCUUGGUUGACUUUCAUAGCCGUAAACAGGCUCGCAACGGUGAUAUUCGGGAAAUAAAGAGUUUUAAGAAUGAAGCCCAGUGAGUUUGGUCACACCCUUUGUCUUGUCUCGCCCCUCGGAGGAGGAUGAAUGUGCAGUCAGAGCGCCAUGUUGAACGCUGUGGGUGUCACACACACAAGCCCAGCACACUAACAACACAUCAAUCGCGACCGUGUCUUAGAAAAUAAAGUUUCUAUAUCUCUCGUACGAGUAGUGUGUACGUAUGCCGGGUGUUACCCCCGGUCAUCAUCGGCACAGGAGGCUUGGUAAUGGAGGAAUUCAUCGUGCUGGCUUCCUUCACUCUGUGGAAAUGGUUUUAGCAGGUGCAGAGUAACACAGAGAACGUGUUUGAACUAUUGCACAACAGACUCCUUUUUUAGUUUUUAAGCAAAACUGAGUUUUCUACUUUCAAUUCUCAAGGAUUUUAACACUACACGCCACCAUGCCAACUAUUCGGAGACAAAUGAAAAAUGUGGUAAAUAACUAUUCAGAGCCGGAGAAGAAGGUCAGGGAAGCGACUUCCAAUGACCCGUGGGGCCCCUCCAGUUCUCUGAUGUCAGAGAUCGCUGACCUCACUUACAAUGUGGUGGCCUUUUCGGAGAUAAUGAGCAUGAUUUGGAAGAGGCUGAACGACCAUGGAAAGAACUGGCGGCAUGUGUACAAGGCCCUGACGCUGCUGGACUACCUGAUCAAAACGGGUUCUGAGCGAGUGGCCCUGCAGUGCAAAGAGAACAUCUUUGCCAUACAGACACUUAAAGAUUUCCAAUAUAUCGAUCGGGACGGCAAAGACCAGGGCAUCAACGUCAGAGAGAAGUCUAAGCAGCUGGUCGUGCUACUGAAGGAUGAUGACCGUCUGAAGGGUGAACGCUCUCAGGCCCUGAAGACUAAGGAGCGCAUGGCACAGGUGGCCACCAGUGUGGGCAGCAACAAUCAGAUCAGCUUCGGCCGUGGCUCCAGCCAGCCCAACCUCUCCACUAGCUACUCAGAGGAGUAUGGCAAGUCUGAGGGAUCGCCUGCAUCAUAUCAUGGAUCCACAUCUCCCAAUGCAUCUUCAGAGUUGGAGCAAGCCAGACCUCAGACGAGUGGAGAAGAGGAGCUACAGUUGCAGCUGGCUCUUGCCAUGAGCCGAGAGGCUGCUGAGCAGGAGGAGAGGAUGCGUCGUGGGGAUGACCUGCGGCUCCAGAUGGCUCUGGAAGAAAGCCGCAAAGACUCCAACACAGGGAAAGUGGCCAAGAAGAAGAAAGAGCCUCCACAGUCAUCUCUGAUGGAUCUGAUGGACGCGGUUCCCAAGGGCCCUGCCGAUCAAGCAUCGGACCCUUGGGGAGCAGGAGCUGCAGCAGCAGCAGGCCCUGCCUCAGACCCCUGGCAGCCCUACGGUGCAGCCCCUAAGCCAACUGCUCCUGUGGAUCCCUGGGGUCUUCCCAGUGCCUCUUCCUCAGUUGCUCCUCUGAAAAGCAGUGACCCCUGGGGGUCUCCCCCGGCUCCUGCAGCUGCUGAUCCCUGGAGCUCAGUGCCUGCCACCCGCCCCAAAGCCCCUGCCACAGUCGGCAGCUUUGAUCUUUUCUCCACCCCAAAUGGUACUUCCAGGGAGGACCUCUCUGAGUUUGACAGUCUUCGCUCCUCAGCACUGACAGGUGAUGGUAGAGGAAGCUCUGCCUUGCCAUCGCAGACCAGCUUGUCUGUAGGCUCUGAUCUGUUUGACAUACCGAGCGGCCCAACCAGAAAAACUCCAGAGUCUUUCCUGGGUCCCAACGCCGCUCUUGUCAACCUAGACUCUCUGGUCGGCAAGCUUCCCCAGCAGGCUCCAGUCUCCAACCCUUUCCUAGCUGGAGUCUCUGGAGCAGCUUCAGCUCCUGCAGCUCAGGUUAACCCCUUCCAGGUGAACCAGCCACAGCCACCCACCCUCAACCAGAUGAGAGUCAGUCCCAUGAUGGGCCUGAGCGGACAGGGCUUCAGCGUGGCCCAGAGAAGCAACGAGCCCUUGCCUCUGUCCUCAAUGCCCCCAGCUGGCCCCAUCUCCAUGGUACCCAUAGCCGGCAUGGCUCCUCUUGGGCCCGUGGGCCAGAUGCCAAGCAUGGGAAUCCCAGGCACCAUGUCCAUGCCCCAGCCGCUCAUGAGCGGGGGGCUACCGCCCACAGGCGCAGCGACGCAAGCUGGCGGCACAACCAACCCCUUCUUAUUGUGAGGAACAACGUUUGCCUCCCCGAAACCCACACACAUCUCUCUCCCAUCCCCUUUCCUAUGCCAUAGACAACGUUGUCUGUUGUGUUCCCUCAAACCUGUGUGCUAUUUUAAGACUUUUGGGAGUAGCAGUGGUGUUUACAGGUUUUACACUGGCAGGCGUUUCCCUUCCUCUCCUGUCAGAGAUUGGUACCAUACAACGAUUUGGUAUUCUUUUCUAAAUUUUCUCUGAAAAAAAAAAACAUCAACGAUACAGCAUCUAGGAUUUUUUUCUUCCCGGGAGCAACCUCUCGUUUCAAGGGGUCCUGUUUUUAACUUCUUUUUUCGAUGGCUUGCUUUUCUUAUCAGAGGCUUGAAACUAGGAGUACUGGUUUGUCUUAAUUUUUCUAAUUUCUAGUCUUUGAAAGCCGUGUGCUAGAUAAAGCUAACCCUUUUAAUCGAAGCAGCCUGUAAGAUCUACACAGUGCAUAUACACCAUGUGUAUUUACAGUACGCUUGAGUAGACGGUUUAGAGGGGACUCUAUCAGUUUACAUGGAAAUGAUUUUGAUGUUCUAAGCAGGGAUUUUGCACAUGCUCUGAUAUAUCUUCUUUUGACUGUUGACCCACCGUUAGUCCUUAGUGCGAGAAGCGAUGGGAAACCGUUCACUAAGAUACGAGCAAAGCCGAGGACAAGGAGGGAGUCUGUGACCUGCAUGUGUGAAUGGUUUUAAACCUGAUGCAUUGAAAGAUGAACUUCAUACUGAAGUGAAGACUAGUUCUUCCGUUUCUUUUUUAAUGCAUGACGGGUAGUUGGUUUGCAUAUCAUAAUACAGCUCAACUUUUUUAUACUGAAGCCUGUUUUUUUUUGUUUUUUUUUUACUGCUUUACAAUCCCGAGAUGUUGUUUAUUGGGUAAAUGGGUUCUUUCAAUUCAGUACGGCUCACUGUUUGAACAGCACAGCUCCAUAAUCAACAGCUAAUCCAUACUAAUUCAUCCGCUUAGCUUCUCUGUGAGUAUCCAACAGUCUGAAAUGUGAUCAUUUCAGUAACGCUUUUAUUUUUAAUUUAUGUGUGUGCGCGUAUGGAAGGAGCAAAGGGAAACGGGAGGAAAUUUGUGUUCGUAUAUCUUCAUCAGGUCCUAAUGCAUCUUACUGUUAUAACUGACAGCUAUAUCACUAAUCACUGCUUCCUAAUGCAAUCUGUUCAAAUACAUCGGGGAGAAAAGCCAAGCGUAUAUCAGAGCUUGCUGUUAAGAAAAUCCUCAGUUCUGUAUUCAAAGCUAACUUGCUUAUAGUGUUACAAGAACGAGUGGACAUGCUAAGACAGGUUAUAAUGUGGGAGAGGUCCUGUAAUAGAUUGUAUGAUUGAUAUUUUUUUUUUUGUUGAAUUUGUGGUAUAAGUGUAUGUUAGGGUUCAUAUGCAUCUUUCUACAGUUAGAAACCUGUGGUUGAUUUGCAUUGUUCUGUAUUCAAUUUUAUUUUGGCCACAGUUGUAUCAUUAAAUGAGACUUAAACUAGACUAUGUCCAUUUAAAGCGAGAACGCCUUAGUGUUUCGUGUGGCUUGCUGUGUCUACACUUUUAAUUCAACCAGUUAAGCACAAGAUGGCAACAUCUGCCACCAAUAGUAGUUACCAAAGUGACAUUGCUUGUCCUUUUUAAAUGCAGAGCUAGUUAUUUUCUAACUGACUACACAUCUAUCUCUCUUCAGUUCUUCCCCAGCUAUUAUUAGUAUUAUCAUCAUCAUUAAUCAUGCUUUUUUUGUUGAUUUAUGGCUAGAGUUUUGACUCUACAAUUUCUCUCAUUUGUGAUCUAGUGACCUCUGCUGGAAAUAUUGUAGUACUGCCCACGUGCAGUCUUGUAGCAGAGCCUGGGUGUGUUGAGGUCAAUAAUCUGCAGGCAUACUCAGGCAUAUUGGGGGUGGCUAUAAAGACAGCUUUAAGAUGUAUGUUAUGCGCUUUUGAUGGCCGUGAUGGUUGAAGCUGGCACUGAUCCUAAUAAACAAGACUCCCUGCUAGUGAACAUCACUGUACAGUACUCGAUUACGCAGACUAGUUUUACUUUUGAAUCCAUACGAUAUCUAGCUCAUUUCGUCUCGGUCAUCUUAUUUUGCUGUUACCGUGUAUCACCCGUUUUUCUUUUAUGUACUCAUUAUGCAUUUAUUGUGGAGGACUAACCUUGUGAACAUGCAUAACAUUUUAUUUUUCCAUGUUAUUGUGUCUGUGUAUUUACUUAUCUGUCUCAUAUUACUGGGAGCAGGCUGCUUUUAUGGAUAUGUGCUCAACUUGUUGGCAUUAUAACUGUAUAAUAUAAUUUAUCAUCUGUUCUAUUGUAACAUUGUUGUGUACCUUAUUUCGGUGUAAUGGUUUUGUAGGAAAGUCACAGGAGGAGUGAGAUGUUUUAUUGCUAUCUAAACCGCAGCAAGUGAUAAAGGACCUGUAGCUGCAGUGGUAAAACAAAUAAAUUGUAUCAAUGA